AUGCCCGGCACCGGACUGCAGCCACAACUAGGCAAUCGGGGCAACAAAACAUAUCCCACUCGACACGAGGCCGCAAACAAGCCACACCCGACCCAAAAUGGCAGGCCCACCUACAUGCAAGCUCCGGGCCAGCAUAGGUACAUGCACCCCCUCAUAGGCAAACAACUGAAACCACCAGGGCCAGCCAGGCCAUCAAGCAGACCCCUCGAUGCACCACCCCGCCCACCACCGUCCCCAAGGGAAAGAGGCCGACCCAGCAAGCUGAUGGGCACCACAGACAGGCCACAGCAUGCGCAGCAAACAGGCUGCACUCCCCCCGAGAUGCAGAACCACCAACAUCCAGGCCAGCCAAGCAAAAACAACAGAGCCAAGCCAAGCUGCAGUUCCCCCCCAAGCCAAUGCCACAGCAACACCACACAUCCUUCCGUACAUCGACCCUCCGCCUACCAGCAGAAUGCACUCCUUGAAGGAGAGAGCACCUGCAAUGAGAUGGUACCUACACAUCAGUUUAGAAGGCCCCUAAGCCCAGUAAUGCACCGAAGGCCCCCGAGCCAGGGCCAGGUGCCAGAGCAUGCACGGGCCCAAACCCUGGUGACAUCCCGCCAGGACGCAAGCCCCCAAGGCCCAGCCAGGACCCCAGCUUGGGGACGACACACCCCAGGAACCCAAAGCCCCCAAGCCCACCCCAGACAUGCACAGGAGCAGCACGCCCACCAGGCCAGUAACCUAUGUCCGCUGACACAGGCUCCCCAAAAGCAUCGCAUUCAACCACCAGAUGUCGCCCCCGAGAGCCACCAAAGCCCCACCCCGGUUGGGCCCACACCCCUCGGCGCCAGACCCCCCAGCGACCCCAGCCCAUGGAUACCCCAAAUGCCCCAAACCCAGACACUCCCCCCGCAUCUGCCACAACACCCCACAGGAUGA
This is a messenger RNA of Girardinichthys multiradiatus, 924 nucleotides long. Its product is annotated as bromodomain-containing protein 4-like. Bases 1 to 924 code for a protein of 307 amino acids. Lineage: Eukaryota; Metazoa; Chordata; Actinopteri; Cyprinodontiformes; Goodeidae. The transcript has 2 exons. The record is from RefSeq and is a predicted model, not a curated record.